AUGGACUUGAUUGGCAAGGUAGCGCCCCCAGCCACGAGAGGGCAUUGCUUCAUAAUAGUAGCGACAGACUACUUUACCAAAUGGGUGGAGGCAGUUCCCAUGAAGUCAAUGUCCCAGACCAAGGUUAUCAGAUUCUUGAAGACCCAGAUAGUCCAUCGGUUUGGGCUGCCCGAGACCAUCACGUGCGAUAAUGGGUCCAUUUUCACUGGCGACCAGGUCCUUGAGUUUGUCACGGAUUAUGGGAUCACCAUAACCCAUUCUACGCCCUACUAUACCCAGGGAAAUGGUCAGGUAGAGGCAAGCAACAAGGUGUUGAAGAACUACUUGGCAAAGGUAGUGGAUGAGAACCCAAGGAGAUGGGCUGAGUUAUUGUCCAAAGUCUUAUGGGCGUUCAGGAUGUCACAACGGACCAGUACUGGGACCACGCCAUUCGCUCUUACCUAUGGGCAUGACCCAGUCCUCCCCAUGGAGAUAAGUGUCAGGUCUGCAAGGGUGGCAUACCAGCAGGGGAUGACUCCCGCUGCUUACAAGGAGGCCAUGUUAACCGAGCUGGAGGACCUGGAUGAAGAACGAUUCAUGGCCCUAGACCAGAUUCUCGCCCAAAAGGCAAGGGUGGCAGCCCUUUAUAACCAAAGGGUGGUACCCAAAAUUUUUCAAGAGGGCGAGAUGGUCCUAAAGGUCAUCCUCCCAAUAGGGACUAAGGAUCCUGUCUACGGCAAUGGUCCCCCACUUGGGAGGGCCAGUUCAUAG
Molecule: messenger RNA, 750 nt
Organism: Telopea speciosissima
Lineage: Eukaryota; Viridiplantae; Streptophyta; Magnoliopsida; Proteales; Proteaceae
Exons: 1
Coding region: 1-750 (249 amino acids)
Biological process (GO): DNA integration
Molecular function (GO): nucleic acid binding
Source: RefSeq, a predicted model, not a curated record